Molecule: messenger RNA, 1221 nt
Organism: Nicotiana attenuata
Lineage: Eukaryota; Viridiplantae; Streptophyta; Magnoliopsida; Solanales; Solanaceae
Exons: 2
Coding region: 1-1221 (406 amino acids)
Molecular function (GO): RNA-DNA hybrid ribonuclease activity; nucleic acid binding
Source: RefSeq, a predicted model, not a curated record
AUGUAUGAUGUGGUUGAGGAGGGUGCUUGGAAUGUAGACAGACUACUGGAGGUUUUACCUGAGGAAUAUGCACUACAUAUUGUGGAAACAAUUAAGCCACCUCCUAAGCAUGAUGUACUAGAUGUGCCUUAUUGGAUGUUGAAAACUAGAGGAUACUUUAGUAUUAAAACUGCCUGGGAGUAUUUGAGAAGGAGAGAUGAACCAAGGGCAGCUUAUAAGAUGAUUUGGGUUUGGAAAGCAAAAUUACCUCUAGAUGACUUCAUAAGGAGACUGGGCUAUUUCGUGCCCUCAAAAUGUUGGUGCUGCACACAGCCUAAGGAAGAAACACUACAAUAUUUGUUCUUCAAGUCUGAUACUGCAAGAAGUGUUUGUAGGUACUUCCUAUCGAGGUCAGGUAUUACUAUGGAGGGGUUAACAAUGCAUCAAGCUAUCACUAGAUGUUGGACUGCCAAGGUUUGUCCUAGACUCAAACCUGUUAUGCAGGCUUUGCCUUCUUGUGUAGUUUGGGAGUUAUGGAAGAGAAGGAAUAGCAUGAAGUAUGGGGAUGCAGUCUCAACUAGUCGAGUGAUAUAUCAAGUUUUAUCCAUUCUUCAAGGCCUUGUGCAAGUAAGAAAGCCAGGAGUGCGUAAUGUUCCACACAAAUGGCAUGAGUUAUUAUCGAUGAUGGAAAACUAUACUCCUCGAUUGAAGGUUGACAAAGUUUGUUGGGAGCUGCCAGGGGAAGGUUGGCUUAAAGUAAACACAGAUGGUGCAUCUAGGAGGAACCCAGGAAGGAGUGCAAUUGGAUACUGCGUAAGUAAUGAAACUGGAGAUGUAUGUUAUGCAUUAGGAAAGGAAAUAAAUGAGGCUAUAAACACAGAAGCAGAGGCAGUGGCUAUUGUAGAUGCAUUGAGGUUCUGCAGAUUGCAUCAGUACUCUCAUGUAUGGAUCCAAAUAGACUCGAUGCUAAUGAAGAAAAUUAUUGAUGGAACUUGGAAGACACCAUGGUGUAUUGCUGAUCAGGUAGAGGAGAUCAUGCAGCUUUUGGAAGGGUGCAAUUAUAUCGUGUCACACAUUUUUAGAGAAGGGAACAAAUUGGCUGACCAACUUGCCAAUUAUGCUCUAGAUUUUGGAGAUAUAGAAUGCAAAGAUUUCUGGCAACUGGAUAUUCAAGGGGGGAGGAUAGUGAAUGAGGACAAACUGCAACGUCCAUACUUGAGGGUAAAAGUUGCCAAGAACUAA